Molecule: messenger RNA, 1707 nt
Organism: Cuculus canorus (common cuckoo)
Lineage: Eukaryota; Metazoa; Chordata; Aves; Cuculiformes; Cuculidae
Gene: NUBP2
Product: NUBP iron-sulfur cluster assembly factor 2, cytosolic
Exons: 7
Coding region: 1-939 (312 amino acids)
Biological process (GO): iron-sulfur cluster assembly
Cellular component (GO): cytosol
Molecular function (GO): ATP-dependent FeS chaperone activity; 4 iron, 4 sulfur cluster binding; ATP binding
Source: RefSeq, a predicted model, not a curated record
AUGGCAGCUGCCUUCACCCUCAGAAAACCCCUUGUUUCCACACUGACCUCUCCUUUCUGUCCCACUCACACUGGAACCAGACGUUGGAGAGGCAGUGACCAUCUUCACCCGCACAGCGCCCCUGUCUCUGUGCUGACAGAGAGAAGCAACCUGGCUGGAGUGCAGCACAUUCUACUGGUGCUCUCCGGGAAGGGUGGCGUGGGGAAGAGCACCAUCUCCACAGAGCUGGCUCUGUCACUGCGGCAGUCUGGGAAGAAGGUGGGGAUCCUGGACGUGGACCUGUGUGGCCCCAGCAUUCCUCGCAUGUUCAGGGUGCAGAACAGUGACGUGCACCAGUGCGACAGCGGCUGGGUCCCCGUGUUUGUGGACCAAGACAAGAGCAUCUCCCUCAUGUCCAUCGGCUUUCUGCUGGAGAAGCCAGAUGAUGCUGUAGUAUGGAGAGGACCCAAGAAGAAUGCUUUGAUCAAACAAUUUGUUGGUGACGUGGCCUGGGGCGAUCUGGACUUCCUCAUCGUGGACACACCACCAGGCACAUCAGACGAGCACAUCUCCACCGUGGAGGCCUUGCGGCCCUACAAGCCUCUUGGAGCCAUCCUGGUCACAACGCCUCAGGCGGUGUCUGUGGGAGACGUGAGGCGAGAGCUGACAUUCUGUAAGAAGACGGGCUUACAAGUUCUUGGCAUAGUGGAGAACAUGAGUGGCUUUGUCUGCCCGCACUGCUCGGAAUGCACAAACAUCUUUUCCAAAGGAGGAGGUGAGGAACUGGCCAAGCACGCUGGGGUCCCCUUCCUAGGCUGUGUUCCCCUGGACCCUCAACUCAGCCAGAGCUUGGAGGAAGGCAGAGACUUCAUCCAAGAGUUUCCCAAGAGCUCUGCCUUCCCUGCCUUGGCUCACAUCACCCAGCAGAUCUUGGAUAGUACCUCACAGCGGAGCUCCUGAGGAGGUUACGGAGCUGGACUCUUGCUGGUUGAGCCCCUGGCCUGGCAGCCCCACCAGCCGCCUGUGCUGGCGGCGAAGGGGGAAGCUGUUAUGUUAUAAAACUGUCUCACUGUAGGGAUGACACGGAGUGGGGGGCCCAGCAUUGGUGCCACUCAAGGCAAUUCAAAAAGGGAAGCGCUGCUCCAUCCCCCUGGAUCCCAAGAGACCCAGCCUAUUCCUUGCCUUCUCAACGUGGUGGUGCUCUGCCCAGAUGGUACAGUCAUUCCUAGCCCCGUGCACACGUCUUCCUCCACAGCGGGUUCCUGAAGAGCUCUGUCUUGUGCCCACGGCCUCUCGUACUCUGCUGUGCUUCUGGCCAUCACCUGAUACACCUGCAGUGGCAAACGCCAUCGACUGUUCUCGCCUCGCUGAACCCAAACUGAUCAUCUGAAUCGUGGCUCCGGGUGCUGCUGCCUUCUCCCACCCCUUUCCUUCUGUGACAAAUUGUACGGUGCUUGGCUCAGUGGCUGGGAAGUUCAUGCUGGAUGCUUUGAUGUGGACCCGAGCAAAGCUGCCCUGUUCUGACAUCUCAAAUCGCUGGUUCCUGAUGGGGUGAUGAGCGCAUGGAAUGAUCAUCGGGUGAGAAAAUGUCUUUAGGAGAGCUACCACUUGUGUGAGGUCUGCACCCCACUGGGCUGCAAACAAGGCCUUUUUGGUCUGCUGAAGGGUUUCAUGACUCAGGAAUGUUUCUAAAAGUUCCAGACAGUAAAUUCUUUUCUUAAAAUCCAA